UGACUGUUACUUUCAUAAGUUCAUGAAGACUUGUCUUAUUUGUAAGGACUGUGACACAGAUCUGAAUCUGUGGAUUAUGGAACUAACCUCAAAUUAUUUUUAAUAUUUAUUAAUUAUUUUUGGUUAAAUAUUUAAAUAUGGGGUCCCGUCAAAUAAUCGAAAAAUCUUUGUCAAUGCUGAGAUCAUUACCAAGAAUAUCAUUGUCCAAUAUACGUGAUAAUCCAGGAUCAAAAAAAAAUCCAAAACGUGGCCGAGGACAACAUGGGGGUGAUAAACAUGGAGCAGGCAAUAAAGGUUCAGGUCAGAGACAAAAUUAUAUGAGGCUGGGUUAUGAAACAGGAAAUAACCCAUUUUAUAAGCGUUUUCCUCAAGAACAUUAUUAUAGGGGGCACCAUCACAGAAGGCAAUACCCUCCAUUGUCAUUACAAGCUCUCCAGACAAUGGUUGACAGAGAUAGAUUGGAUAUUACAAAACCAAUUGAUAUUGCAAGCAUUAUAAAAUCAGGUCUCUACAAAAUUUACCCUGAUCAAAAACAUUUUGGUGUACAAUUAACGGAUGAAGGAGCUGACAUAUUUGCUGCAAAAUUGAAUAUUGAAGUCCAGUGGGCAAGUGAACAAGUGAUUGCUGCUAUAGAACGAAAUGGUGGUACCAUUACUACAGCAUAUUAUGAUCCACAUAGCCUGUUUUUACUCAAGAAUCCAAAAAAAUUUUUUGAAUCAGGUCAAGCUAUCCCUAGAAGAAUGAUCCCACCUCCAGAUGUAAUUGAAUACUACACUAAAGCAGAAAAUAGAGGAUAUUUAGCGGACCCUGAAGAAAUAUCAAAUGAAAGGUUAAAAUUAGCUCAGAAAUAUGGAUAUCAAUUAUUAAACUUAGAAUCUGACCCAGAUUAUAACAUGCUCUGUGAGAGGAAAGAUCCAAGACAAAUCUUUCAUGGUUUAGAACCAGGAUGGGUUAUUAAUUUGAAGGAUGAAUGUAUUCUUAAAUUAAAAGAUGAAGAUUUAUUAAGAUUUUAUGCAUCAUAAAAACAACAAUAUGUGUAAUAUAGUUUAUUAAAAAUAUACUUAGUUAUAUCAAUAUAGAUGCAUUCUA
Achroia grisella is the source of this 1089-nucleotide messenger RNA. RefSeq names its product large ribosomal subunit protein uL15m (gene mRpL15). Gene Ontology annotation, biological process: translation. Gene Ontology annotation, cellular component: mitochondrial large ribosomal subunit. NCBI's taxonomy places the organism in Eukaryota, Metazoa, Arthropoda, Insecta, Lepidoptera, Pyralidae. The transcript is spliced from 3 exons. The record is from RefSeq and is a predicted model, not a curated record. Gene Ontology annotation, molecular function: structural constituent of ribosome. The coding region runs from base 138 to 1022 and encodes 294 amino acids.